AUGUUGAUCUCGUUUUUAUUAAAAUCUAGAACCAGUGUUAGUAAUAACAACAACAAUAUUUUCCAGCAAAUACGUACUGCUACCAAAAGAGCUUCAGGUUCGAAGACUUCUAUGAAAGAUUCAGCUGGUCGUAGACUAGGUCCAAAGAAAGUUGAUGGUCAAUUGGUGAAGCCAGGUGAGAUUAUUAUGAGACAAAGAGGUACCAAAUUCUAUCCGGGUGAAAAUGUUGGCAUUGGUAAAGAUCAUACUAUUUUUGCUACUGAGCCAGGCUAUGUCAAGUUUUAUAUGGAUCCAUUUCAUCCAGAAAGAAAAUUCAUCGGUGUAGCGUUAAAAAAAGAAUUAAGUCUACCAACCCCACAUUUUGCUCCAAGAGUUAGGAGAUUCGGCCAUGCAGUUAUUACAGAUGAGGCACAAGCUUUAAAAGAAGAACAAAGUUUAAGCAGAAAAGAGUUUUUAGCCAAAGAUAUUAUUUUGAAAGAAUUAAAAGAACGUGAAUUGAAAAGAGAUAAUCUAAGGAAAACUUUUGCUAAGAGAAUAACUAAUGAUAAAAUAUUAACGGAGCCAAAGUUAUUACCACUGGCCACCGAAUAUUUAUUGUUUUUAAGAACCAGUCUAAAAAAUGGGUUCGAUUUAAAAAAAGCACAAUACAAUACGUUUUAUCAUUUCCAAUUUAAAUCUAAGUUGAAUGGUGAGCUUAGGAUUGUAGAAGAUGAUUUAUUAACAGUGAGCAACAAUUUAAACAAGAACUACACAUUUAAUAACAAGUUGGAAUUAAUUAGAGCCAUUAGUGGAGAAGAAAGGUUAAAGGCGAAAAAUGAAUUGAUUGAUGAAUUAAAUAAGCUGCAACCUAUCACUAGUAAAGAAAAUAAGAAGAAAUGUAUUAAAUUAUUUGAAAAAGCGUGUGAUCUAAUGAGUUUGAGUGAAGAAGUUCAUUUACGCAGAAAGUUCUUAAAACCAGUUCAACCAGAGACUGUUGGUGUUGUUUCUGAGGCCUCUAAAAAAACUGUCACCAUUAGACGUUAUAAUUAUGAGAAAAGAAAAGUAGACACCAUCAUCAGGAGCAAAGAAGCAUUUCUAAGUAAGAUCUGA
Molecule: messenger RNA, 1089 nt
Organism: Saccharomycodes ludwigii
Lineage: Eukaryota; Fungi; Ascomycota; Saccharomycetes; Saccharomycodales; Saccharomycodaceae
Gene: MRP7
Product: mitochondrial 54S ribosomal protein bL27m
Exons: 1
Coding region: 1-1089 (362 amino acids)
Biological process (GO): translation
Cellular component (GO): mitochondrial large ribosomal subunit; ribosome
Molecular function (GO): structural constituent of ribosome
Source: RefSeq, a predicted model, not a curated record